CCCCCUGGCGGAAUCGAAUUUCAAUCACAGUCCACCAGCGCCACUUUUCUACGUUAAUGACGAAACUGAAACUAAAAGAAAACACAAAAAAUGCUGCAGCAGUUUUCUACUCGUCUGCGUCUACCUUGCAAAGUCAUUGGAACGGUGUAAACGGCAAGGACGCCAUGGACGUUGUGGAUGAGAUCAGGACUGUUGUGGUGGCAGGAGUGCCUGACAUAUUGCCCAGCGAUCGAAUGGCCGACAAGUUGGUGAUCCAUUUUCAGAGUUUAAGAAGUAAUGGAGGAGACGUGCAGAAUGUACUGUAUCCCACAAUCUCUAAAGGGGUUGCAUUCGUUACAUUUGACAAUAUUGCAGAUGCAGAGAGGGUCAUUAAAAAAGAACAAUCAAUGAGAGAUGAGGAGUUCCCCAAAGACUACACACUCACUGUAUUUAAAUUCACGACAGAUGUGUUCUUCUAUGUCAGCACUGAGGUAAACCUCUCAGGCUUCAGUGCCCCGGAGGCGUUGAUUCAGAGCCUGCGGUCAGCACACAGGUCAGUGAGAAUCUGCACUCUUCAACAGAAUAGAGUUACCAUGGAGGGCCCCUUCACUGCUGUCAAAGCCCUGAGGGAAGAUUUAAUCGGGAAACACAGAACCAACAGCUGUCCUUCUCGGAUGGAGCAGGGAGCACUGCCGAGCCCAGAUAACACUCUGAGCUCGAUAGCAGGGUGCUCUCAGCCACAGCGGUCUGAGAGCAGGUGUAAUGACGAGGAUAAAGAGGAGUUGGAGGAGGACUCAGUUUGGGUGGACAGCUGCACGCUCAUGUACAUUCAAAAGUUCAACCAAGAGGAGCUUGACAGGUGUUUAAGAGAGCACAACGUGUCGGCUCGAUUCGAGCAGCGAACAGACCUGACGGCCGUACACUUAAGAGGACUCAUCCCGGGCAGCUCCGGUGUGCAGGGAGCCACAUUAGAACUGAAUGCACUGGUGUCUAUACAACAGUCUACACUGAGAGUCCACAUUCUCAACUGCACAAGACAUGACCUGCGAGAGAGAAAGAGGUUGCUGCAGCUCUGUGAGGAGGCCAGUGUUAUUUACAAGGAUAUUUUGUACAUGCCGCUGGACUCAUGCAUCAAGGUUGUUGGUCCAUCUACAGCUAGUUAUCUGUUUUAUGAGGAAGUAAUUCUGAACCAUGUAUGAAUACAGCUCCCUUCAAUAGACCUACACUAUACUAGGGCACCUGUUUUGCUUUCAAAAGGUCCCUAACAGUCCAGAGAUUAUUUUGCAUGAAAGUGUCAAAACAUCAAUUUUUGUCCCUUUUAUCUCCCAAACAUGGCUCUUUAUGUGCCUCAUUAAUGCUUUAAUUAUAUUAAACACUAGAGGGUGCUGUUGAACUGUG
Molecule: messenger RNA, 1377 nt
Organism: Osmerus eperlanus (European smelt)
Lineage: Eukaryota; Metazoa; Chordata; Actinopteri; Osmeriformes; Osmeridae
Product: RNA-binding protein 43-like
Exons: 4
Coding region: 57-1178 (373 amino acids)
Molecular function (GO): RNA binding
Source: RefSeq, a predicted model, not a curated record